AUGAAAUUCCUAUUUGCUAUACUACCAAAAUUUUUACUUCUGGUUCCGGCGAACGAACCAGAAGUAAAAAUUUUGGUAGAUAGGGAUCACAUAAAAACUUCAUUCGAGGAAUGGGCUAGACCGGGUCAUUUCUCAAGAACAAUAGCUAAAGGCCCUGAAACUACCACUUGGAUCUGGAACCUACAUGCUGAUGCUCACGAUUUUGAAAGCCAUACCAGUGAUUUGGAGGAGAUCUCUCAAAAAGUAUUUAGUGCGCAUUUCGGUCAACUCUCCAUCAUCUUCCUUUGGCUGAGUGGCAUGUAUUUCCACGGUGCUCGUUUUUCCAAUUAUGAAGCAUGGCUAAGCGAUCCGACUCACAUUGGGCCUAGUGCCCAGGUGGUUUGGCCGAUAGUGGGCCAAGAAAUAUUGAAUGGUGAUGUGGGCGGGGGCUUCCGAGGGAUACAAAUAACCUCUGGGUUUUUUCAGAUUUGGCGAGCAUCUAGAGUAACUAGCGAAUUACAACUCUAUUGUACCGCAAUUGGUGCAUUGAUCUUUGCAGCGUUAAUGCUUUUUGCUGGUUGGUUUCAUUAUCAUAAAGUUGCUCCAAAAUUGGCUUGGUUUCAAGAUGUAGAUUGUUAUUUUGGCACAAAUAUUUUUGGUUCUUAA
Messenger RNA from Helianthus annuus (common sunflower), 645 nucleotides. RefSeq names its product photosystem I P700 chlorophyll a apoprotein A1-like. Gene Ontology annotation, cellular component: thylakoid; membrane. The record is from RefSeq and is a predicted model, not a curated record. Gene Ontology annotation, biological process: photosynthesis. The transcript has a single exon. Lineage: Eukaryota; Viridiplantae; Streptophyta; Magnoliopsida; Asterales; Asteraceae. The coding region runs from base 1 to 645 and encodes 214 amino acids.